Messenger RNA from Hirsutella rhossiliensis, 846 nucleotides. RefSeq lists its product as uncharacterized. NCBI's taxonomy places the organism in Eukaryota, Fungi, Ascomycota, Sordariomycetes, Hypocreales, Ophiocordycipitaceae. The transcript has a single exon. The coding region runs from base 1 to 846 and encodes 281 amino acids. The record is from RefSeq and is a predicted model, not a curated record.
AUGUGCCUCGUCACUGGUAUUUUUGCCGCUCCCACCCAGGAAGUUAGCCGGAGGGAUAUGGAGUCCGACACCGACUACCGCCGCUCCGUGGAAGCGACCAACGGGGACGACGACUACGACGCUCCUGGGGGCUAUCGCCGCUCCAUUGAAGCAGCCAAUGAUGACGAUGACUACGACGCUCCUGGGGGCUAUCGCCGCUCCGUUGAAGCAGCCAACGAUGACGAUGACUACGACGCACCUGGGGGCUAUCGCCGCUCUAUAAAAGCGGCCAACGAUGACGACGACUACGACGCUCCUGGGGGCUAUCGUCGCUCUAUAAAAGCGGCCGAUGAUGAUGAUGACUACGACGCUCCCGGUGGCUAUCGCCGCUCCGUAGAAGCGACCAACGGGGACGACGACUACGACGCUCCUGGGGGCUAUCGCCGCUCCAUUGAAGCAGCCAAUGAUGACGAUGACUACGACGCACCUGGGGGCUAUCGCCGCUCCGUAGAAGCGACCAACGAUGACGACGACUACGACGCACCCGGUGGCUACCGCCGCUCUAUAAAAGCGGCCGAUGAUGAUGAUGACUACGACGCUCCCGGUGGCUAUCGCCGCUCCGUAGAAGCGACCAACGGGGACGACGACUACGACGCUCCUGGGGGCUAUCGCCGCUCCGUUGAAGCAGCCAACGAUGACGACGACUACGACGCUCCUGGGGGCUAUCGCCGCUCCGUUGAAGCAGCCAACGAUGACGACGACUACGACGCCCCCGGUGGCUAUCGCCGCUCUGUGGAAGCGGCCAACGGGGACGACGACUAUGACGCUCCUGGUGGUUAUCGCCGCUCCGUGCAUACGGCCUCUUAA